GAAGAAGAAGAAGAAGAAGAAGAAGAAGAAGAAGAAGAAGAAGAAGAAGAAGAAGAAGAAGAAGAAGAAAGAAAGGAAGGAAAUUUGAAUGCCAUUUGAAGCAAAGGAUUUGAUCAAGACAUCAUCUAAAGAGAGAGACAUUGUGCGGGUUGUCCUUCAGGAGAGGACCUGAGGACUGAAGCAGCCAGGAUGAAGAGUUCCUCUUCACUCCUCUCUCCUCCUCCCUCUCCCUCUCCUCCUCCUCCUGCCCCCCUCCCCCUCUCCUUCUCUUCCUCCUCACUGAUUUGCUGUCCUGAACUCAAUCUGUCCGUCACACUCAGCCCCAGCAAAGUGAACGUGGAGCCUUGUCAACUGAACAGGAGGCAGCAAAAGAACCACUCCGGACAGAAGUCCUGUUCCAGAGGACAAACGAGAAGAAGGGGGAACAAAGAGCAGGUGUGUUUUGAAGAGCCGUUGGUCGUCAUGGUACGACCAGAGCCUGGCGUCACUCUGAAUAAAGACACCCUGCCUCAGCAACCAAUCAGAACUCAGAGGAGGAGCAGAGGAUGUCACCAUGCCCCCAGACAGUGUGUAGAACUUCCUGCUGCAGCAUCCAAUCAAGAUCCAGACUGUCUGGAGAGGGUGGAGCUAAACACUACACUGGCUAUGAAGGCAGAGCUUCAGUCACUGCAGGGGUCGCAGUUUAACUCCCAGAAGGCCAUUCAAGAGAUCCUAAAGAGGUCGGAAAGGACUAAAAACCUGAUUAACACCAGAGCUACUGAAGAGGUCAAUGUGUCUCGCUGUCAGCUUCUCUUUAACUCACUGGUCAGUGUAGAUGUGCAGGUGGAUCAACUGAUCAGCCAAGUGCUGCAGGACAAGCUUCUGCUGGCUCCAACGCCCCGCUGCCAUGAAAACAAGGCAGCAGAUGGCCCCUCCCUCUUCCAUUUCAUGGGCUCUGAUCUUCUCAGACAGAAGCCCCUCCCACCCGAGGAGGAGCCAGUAAAUGCAGACCCCUGCCCAUUAAUACACCAUGCCCAUUCAAACUUUGAUCUCUACGGAAGACAGAGACGCAAUGAGGCCACACCAUGAAGGCCACGCGGCGAUUCUGAUUGGCUGGUGGUAUUUUGGUCAGAUUUUGUGAUGUCAUUUAAUGAAGUUAUCUUAUCAGUUGUUUUUCUAAAGAGCAGCAUUUUUCCAAUAAACUUUUUCAAACACGUC
Acanthopagrus latus (yellowfin seabream) is the source of this 1197-nucleotide messenger RNA. RefSeq names its product protein phosphatase 1, regulatory subunit 35 (gene ppp1r35). The transcript is spliced from 6 exons. The coding region runs from base 190 to 1068 and encodes 292 amino acids. Gene Ontology annotation, biological process: negative regulation of phosphatase activity. The record is from RefSeq and is a predicted model, not a curated record. Gene Ontology annotation, molecular function: phosphatase binding. NCBI's taxonomy places the organism in Eukaryota, Metazoa, Chordata, Actinopteri, Spariformes, Sparidae.